AUUGGAGCGCUGGCCCGCGGACGGAGAAGUCAGGCCGAGGGGCGGCCGACUACCUCCAACCCCCCGAUGAAGUGACGGUCAUCAACCUGACUGUUCACCAGUCACCCAACAUCAAGAUGCCAUUCAAAAGCCUGCAGAACGACAUUCUCCUCCCCAGGGAUCUCACAACCUGGCAAUGGCUCUUCGAACACCCCACCUACAGCCCGCUCGCGCGCUUCCCCGAGGCAGAGCUGGCGGGCUACCACAAUGCGAAGACGAAGGAGACGCUCAACUGGAAGCAGGUGAAGGAGGUGUCGACCUACGUGUCCACCGCGCUGGUGAAGAAGUACGGCCUGAAGGUGGGCGAGACGGUGGCACUGUUCAGCCAGAAUAACAUUUGGUACCCGAUUGCCAUGCAUGCGACGCUGCGCGUGGGCGGCAAGGUGUCGGGCGCCAGUCCGGCGUACAAUUUGGACGAGAUGACGUAUGCGCUGCAGAAGGGCGAGGCCAAGUUCCUCAUGACGCAUCCGGACUCGAUGGAAGUGGCUACUGCCGCGGCGAAAAAGGCCGGCAUCCCCAAGGAGAACCUGUUUCUGCUUGAGGGCGAGAUGAAGGGGUACAAGACGAUCAAGGACCUGGUUGAGGAGGGGAAGAAGGAGAGCGAGCAGGUGCCUUACUACACCAUCCCCAAGGGCAAGACCAACAUGGACAUUUGUGGCUUCUUGUCCUUUAGCUCGGGCACGACUGGACUCCCGAAAGCGGUCAUGAUUGCACACCAGAACGUGAUUGCACAGUGCCUGCAGGUCAUGCAAAUCACUCCCUCCGACCACAAGAAGGUGCUCGCCGUCUUGCCCUCCUUCCACAUCACCGGGCUCGUGCACGCGCUGCAUCUGCCCGUCCUCAUCAAUGCCACGGUCGUGAUGCUGCCCGCGUUCACCAUGGAAAGCAUGCUGGAGGCCACGCAGGAGUACCAGCUGCGCGAGUUGCUCUUGGUGCCGCCGAUUCUGAUCCGCAUGGUGCGCGACCCCAUUGUCGACAAGUACGAUUUGAGCGCGCUGCGCCGCUUCUCGUCCGGUGCGGCGCCGUUGAGUGAGGAAAUCAUUCAACAGUUGAAGAAGAAAUUCCCUCAAUGCGGAUUCAAGCAGGGAUACGGCAUGACUGAAUCGUGCUCGUGCAUUACCGCUCAUCCACCGUCGCACUACGACUUCAAGUACGCACAUACCGUCGGCACAAUCUGCGCGUCGACGACGGUGAAGAUUAUGAAGGAAGACGGCACGGAAGGUGGGGUCGGCGAGCCGGGAGAGAUCUGGGCCAAGGGACCCCAGGUGGUGAUGGGCUACCUGAACAACGACAAGGCGACCAAGGAGACGUUCGACGAGGAGGGCUACCUGCACACGGGCGACCAGGGGAGUAUCGACGAGCACGGCGUCAUCACCAUCCUCGAUCGGAUAAAGGAGAUGAUCAAGGUGAAGGGGAUUGGCGUCGCGCCCGCCGAGCUGGAGGACCUGCUCCUCGGGCACGAGAAGGUGGAGGAUGUGGCGGUGCUGGGCAUCCAGGAUGACUAUUCGGGCGAAGUGCCCAAGGCGUACAUUGUGCCCAAGCCGGGCACGGAGGGUGACGAUGCGCUGGGCCGAGAGCUGAUCAAGUACGUGCGGGACAAUCGCGUGCGAUACAAGGCGGUGAAGGAGGUGGAGUUUAUUGGGGAGAUCCCAAAGAGCGCUAGCGGCAAGAUUUUGCGGCGCGUGUUGAGGGACAAGCAGAAGAGCGGGGAGCAUGGGGUGGUGGUGCGGGAAGAGCAGUCUAAAUUGUAGGGCAUGAAGGACGAUACAUAUCGGCGGGAUCUGCGCACACUUGGGUAAAAGGAAUGGUGCCCGUGUAUAGGGAAAUGUGCAUCCAAUGGAACUCCACUCUCGAAGCACGCGCGCGCAGCCACGGGCCAGCAAAGGCACAACGGCGGGGCGAGGCGUGGAAGCAGAGGCAGAUGCGACUGGCGGGCAGGCACCCGCAUUUACCCAACCGCGGCCGCUUGAUCAACAGUGCUGGCUAACAAAGGGGGCGAAGGGGAAGGGCAAGGGAAAGGCAGCAGCUUUGACUUUACGAUCACAUUCCGU
Molecule: messenger RNA, 2090 nt
Organism: Neohortaea acidophila
Lineage: Eukaryota; Fungi; Ascomycota; Dothideomycetes; Mycosphaerellales; Teratosphaeriaceae
Exons: 6
Coding region: 117-1790 (557 amino acids)
Molecular function (GO): CoA-ligase activity
Source: RefSeq, a predicted model, not a curated record